This is a messenger RNA of Lodderomyces margitis, 477 nucleotides long. RefSeq lists its product as uncharacterized. The record is from RefSeq and is a predicted model, not a curated record. The transcript has a single exon. Lineage: Eukaryota; Fungi; Ascomycota; Pichiomycetes; Serinales; Debaryomycetaceae. The coding region runs from base 1 to 477 and encodes 158 amino acids.
AUGUUCACAAGUUCCCUCAGACAGAAAUCGGUGCGUGCUGUUUUCGCCGCAAAAAGGUUCAACUCGUCUCACAGCCACCACGUUGAGAAGAAACCAAUUGAAAUCACCUUUGCCAAGAUAUUCGCCGUGGGAUCUCUAGUCGGAGGAUGGCUUCUCUACAAGAACAAGGACAAAACAGAAACGCCUCUUUUCAAAUCUGGUCUUUUUGAUCAAGAGUUGAAUGGUCAACGUGAUCAUUUAAGAGAGGAAGGAUACGAAAGUCGUUACAAGAUGGGUUUCAUCAAAGCUUUUAUUGCUGAUAAUGGUGGAUCGGGGUUUGGAAAUUCAGCUUAUAGAAGAGGAAGUGGAGAAGAUGUUUCAAGUACGAAUUUGAUUGCUGCCCAUUCGCCUUGGGGCCCACAAUUUGGUGCCGGUAUCAAAUUAGACAAAGUGGGAGAAAGGAGGGAGAGAAUAGAAAGGUUUGCUCCUCUUAAAUAG